AUGGUUUCAGUUCUUCAUACACUUUUAAUACAUUUUGAUUGCAUUUUAGUACACAAGUACAUAACUGAUGCAUCAUGAUUUGUUUGUGAAAAUAUUUGUAUGCCGUUUUCAUGCACAAAUUUGUGCAUAUGCACUGUUCGUGAGACCCAAUGAUCUAAAGACAAACAAUUGUUUCUAUUCUUCAGGUAUACCUGGUAUAGGAUUGACAGGAGCAAGCGGAGAACCUGGCAGCAAAGGUGACAAAGGCAACCCCGGUCUUCCUGGCAUUCCCGGGAGUCCAGGUGUUCCUGGAACCAAAGGUGAGAAAGGUCUGCCAGGAUUCCAAGGGAACCAAGGAUGGCCUGGAGAGAGAGGACUUCCAGGAGCAUCCAUGGAGGGACCUAAAGGGGACAGGGGAGCUCAGGGACAGCCGGGAGAAAAAGGUGCGAGUGGUUAUCCAGGCCCACCUGGCACACCAGGCACAGUGCUGGAGCUAAAGGAGAAAAGGGAGAUGUGGGCUUCCCUGGCCCACAAGGCUCUCAAGGGUAUAAGGAGACAAAGGUUUCAACUGGUGCUUCUGGUGAGCCUGGAUUGCCUGGUUAUAAUGGACCAAAGGGUGAGAUGGGACCACAGGGUGUUCCUGGUUUCCCUGGUAUAAAGGGUGAGAGAGGAGUGAAACGGUUCUAAGGGUGAUGGAGG
Cyprinus carpio (common carp) is the source of this 678-nucleotide messenger RNA. RefSeq names its product collagen alpha-1(IV) chain-like. NCBI's taxonomy places the organism in Eukaryota, Metazoa, Chordata, Actinopteri, Cypriniformes, Cyprinidae. The record is from RefSeq and is a predicted model, not a curated record. The coding region runs from base 68 to 637 and encodes 189 amino acids. Gene Ontology annotation, molecular function: extracellular matrix structural constituent. The transcript has 5 exons. Gene Ontology annotation, cellular component: collagen trimer.